Messenger RNA from Cydia pomonella (codling moth), 3527 nucleotides. It is a transcript of the gene Hsl, whose product is annotated as hormone-sensitive lipase. Gene Ontology annotation, cellular component: cytosol. Lineage: Eukaryota; Metazoa; Arthropoda; Insecta; Lepidoptera; Tortricidae. Gene Ontology annotation, biological process: cholesterol metabolic process; triglyceride catabolic process. The transcript is spliced from 15 exons. The coding region runs from base 254 to 2752 and encodes 832 amino acids. Gene Ontology annotation, molecular function: triacylglycerol lipase activity; sterol ester esterase activity. The record is from RefSeq and is a predicted model, not a curated record.
UUCGUUCGCUCGUGCCGUAACUGACGUAAAGGAGCACUGCGAAAAGGCGAAGUAUUCGCAAUUUCGUCAAUUAUCUCCAUUACCAAUAAUGAACAGCUGUAUAACCAAUAAAAUUGGUUGACAGAAGCUCGACAAAAUCGUUACACAAUGGCAGUAACCUCACAUUGCGGCGCAUUCUGUAAUUAUUCAUUCAAUAGUCAAUAUCAUGCAUAACAAAUAAGUGCGUGAGGUGUUUAUAUUAAAAUCGUUGCAGAUGAAACUGAAGUUGUUUAGCCGCGGGGCGCGCGGGAUCGGUUACGGCUUGGUGAAGUACUCGAAAUAUUUGAAGAUGUCGUUUACGGAGUCUCCGGCCAAAGCGGCAUUGUGCUGCGAGGAGACGGCGGACGGGGCUCCGCCGUCGUACGCAAUGUACGAGGCGCUGAAGGAUUCGUGCCAAAACAACGCGACGUUCUUCCAGCCGGACGACAGUGAGAACGGCCAGCGGUUGUACCAGGGGUUCAUGACGCUCAUAGAUCACAUAGACACUGUUUGGCCGCUGGUGGAUCAUGUGCGCAAGGUAGCACCGCAGUACGAUUUCGACGCGACGUCCCCCGGAAAUGGUUACAGAAGUUUCGUCUCCGUUGUAGACUCCUGCGUACUGCACGGCUUGAAGCUGAGUCGCCAAGUUUGCACGGGCAGGGACGCCUUGCUGUUUCGGAAGGGGUAUUUCGUUAGGGAAAUAGAAUCCUGCGGGCAACUCCUCGCUUCCCUCGGCACGUGCUUGCACCACGUGCACACGCUGCUGUCGUGGGCGCCGCCCGGGGACCUGUUCCCGUCCGAGGCGCGCUCGCCCGAGGAGCUGUUCUCGCAAGCCGACACGAUCAACCAGUACUGCUUCUACGGGAGGUGUCUGGGGUUCCAGUUCCUACCAUCAAUGCGUGGUAUCCUAAAAGGCAUAUCGAUCUGCAUGGCGGGCUUCUCGGAGGCCUACUACAGCCACGGCAACCUGAUCAGCUCGGUGUGGACGGGCGGGCAAUACUUGAUCGACCCGGAGAUGCGCGCGCGGCGGAUAGUCAACAUAUCGCAGUCGGCCAGCGUCGAGUUCUGCAAGGCCUUCUGGUUCUUGGCUGAGAGCGAAAUAAUGAAACGCGUGCCCAGCCUAAUGUCCUCAACAGUAGCCGUCAACAAAGUGAUCACCAUACCCCCUGAACCGGUGACGGUGACCACAACGGAAGGGAAGGAGCUGACCGUCCUUCCGCCCACCGUGCAUCUAGGUCUUCAGAGCCUCAAUGUUAGGCUUAUUAGUGUUAAUAAGAGAAUUGGGAUGAACGGCGAAGCCAGCUCAUCCCUCCCAGCCGCCGAAGGCGUCCUCUUCCACUGCCACGGCGGAGGGUUCGUGGCGCAGAGCUCCAAGUCCCACGAGAUGUACCUCAGGGAAUGGGCGGCCAAGCUGAACGUGCCUAUACUGUCUGUGGACUACAGCUUAGCGCCCCAGGCGCCGUUCCCUAGGGCGUUGGAGGAGGUGUUCUACGCUUAUUGUUGGAUGCUGAAUAAUUUUAGCACUAUUGGUACUACUGGUAAAAGAAUAGUCUUCGCCGGUGAUUCAGCAGGCGCGAAUCUCCUAGCAAGCUGUACACUCAAGAUCCUCUCUGCAGGCUUGAGACCUCCAGAAGGAUUGUUCCUGGCAUACGCUCCGUUGUUAGUGAGCUUCACACCCAGUCCAGCUCGUCUAUUGUGCCUGAUGGACCCACUACUGCCUUUUGGCUUUAUGAUGAGGUGCCUUAAAGCGUACGCGAGUCCGAACCCCAGCAGUGGCAACGUGGGUUGCGGCCACAAGAGCUGCAACUGCCCCAAACCUGCCCACACAGCAACCUCUAAUGCCACUACGCCGCUAGACAGUAACGGCUUUCUUAAAGUCAGCCCUUCACAAGAAGGCAUAAGCGAGGGUCCAUCUUCAUUCGAGGAGGUGUCCCCGUCGGACCUGGCGGAGCUGCAGGCGCACAAGUCCGGCAGCGAGCGGCGCCGCUCCUCCGACACCACCAUCAGCGCCGCCUCCUUGCAAAGCGAACACACUGCCACUGGUUUUUCACCGCCCGAAGACAAGUCGCAGCAAGUAGUUUCGGACUUUUUAGAGCGCUACGUGCUGGACAGCGACACGGACUCCGAGGGCCGCCGCAUCCCCGUCAUCAAGCCCAACGUUGGGCAGGACGAGAACAGUCAUAGAGAAGCCGAGUCGGAAAACUCCAGCACACUGGUCGGUGAACUACCACUCGAAGACCAGGACCGGGAGAAUAAGAAGAGGAUAAAAACGCGGAUAAGCGAAGCUGCGACGGGUAUAAUGGGCGCCAUGUCGUCUCGCCUAGCGUACAUCACGGGCUCCAACAACAUCUCUAGAACAACACAGGAAGAGUUAGCAGUCCGGUCGAACCUCGACGCGCUAAUCGCCCGCAGUCCGUCGGACGAGUUCAUCUUCUCCGUGCCGCGCGACCCGCUGCUGUCCCCGUACUGGGCAGACGACCAGUUGCUUAGCAGGUUCCCGCCCUGCAGGAUAUUGACGGUGCACCUGGACCCGUGCCUGGACGACUGCGUGAUGUUCGCCAAGAAGCUGAAGCGGCUCGGCACCGUGGUCGGCAUCGACGUGCUCGAGGGCCUGCCGCAUGGCUUCCUUAACUUUGCUUUAAUGGCCAAAGAAGCGAACGAGGGUUCCAAGCUCUGCGUGGAACGGAUAAAGCAGCUGCUGGACCUGGAGAGCGCGCCGCCCGACCGCCGCUGAUGACGUUGCUGCGGCACCUGCCUCGCCACGGUGUAGUGCCCGCCGCAACGUCAGGUACUAGUGCUAGCUACUAGAUGGCGCCAGUCCGACGACGACAUCACCACACACAACACGAACGAGGCUAAAAUGGCAACUUCAAAGACCGAUCUUGAUUCGACAGUGUCUCGUGUCACGUGAUUUACAUCUGUAAAAAAUUUAAUAGGACCCUAUUUGGUGAGUAUCAUGUACGAAUAAUUUAAUAAAAAAAAAGGAAUGAACAUGGGCUGUUUAUGGUACAUUAUGGGAAUGUGAUCAAGUGGUGCGGGCCAUGACAUAACUUGCCAAAAGAGCGCCUGUGUGUGUUGAAAGCGAACUUAGCUUCGUAAUAAGGAAUUUGUGAAUCCUGUGUUUUAACUAAACGUCCGUUCAAAAUAUGUGCGAUAAAAUCUCAUUGUAUACAUAAUUCAGUGCUAUUUUGAAUACCUAAUACUGGUAAAGUUAACCUUACUACAGAAUCUGCAAGCAUUGGGAAAUUACUUAUACAAGAAUAAUGGUCAAAUCCUUUGCCUUGCAGAAUCACGUACCGGAAUUGUAAUUAGUUAGAAAUUUAUAAAUGGUCGUGUUCCGAACAGAUUAUUACCUAUGUACACUUGUUUUAUUAAAAUAAUGCGUAUAAAAGGAACUAUCGAAACUUUACCUUCGUCCGCUUAUAAUUAAAAGCCUGACCAGAAAUAUAUGAUCACGCGCCAUAUUGCGGAAUUUCACUGGAACUAAAUUUUUCAUACUAAACUGAACU